Molecule: messenger RNA, 1155 nt
Organism: Nilaparvata lugens (brown planthopper)
Lineage: Eukaryota; Metazoa; Arthropoda; Insecta; Hemiptera; Delphacidae
Product: 52 kDa repressor of the inhibitor of the protein kinase-like
Exons: 1
Coding region: 1-1155 (384 amino acids)
Source: RefSeq, a predicted model, not a curated record
AUGGUAAUUCUUGAAGAAAGAGAAAAAGCCAGGUAUUAUUCUGUAAUUGUUGAUGCAACACCUGAUUCAGCUCACAUUGAACAGACAGCAUUUAUUUUGAGAUACGUGCAUGAAACCGAAGAAGAAAGUGAACCCUACAAAGUGCAAGAACGACUUCUAUGUUUUGCUGAUUGCACAAAAAAGAGUGGCAAAGAUAUUGCUGAGCUUAUCUUGAGUACUUUGAAACGCUAUGAAAUCCCUAUAGAAGACUGUAAAGGCCAAGGGUACGACAAUGGUAGUAACAUGAAAGGUGCCUAUAAAGGAGCUCAGGCUUUCAUAUUAUCAGCCAACAGCGAAGCUGUUUACUCUGCGUGCACUUGUCACUCCUUAAACCUUUGUGGUGAACAAGCAGCUGAGUGCUGUCCAGCGGCUAUAACUUUUUUUGGGGCUGUCCAAAAGUUAUUCAACAUUUUCAGUUCAAGCCCCCAGAGGUGGGAUAUUUUGAAAAAUAAAAUACCCGGAUCUCUUCACUCCAUGUCAAAAACACGAUGGUCAGCAAGAGUGGAUAGUGUAAGACCUGUUGCAGCUCAUCUUCCUGGAAUAGUAGAAGCACUUGAGGAAGUGAUCAAACUAAAUUUGACAGCAGAAUGUCAUCGAGACGUAGAGGGACUGAAGAAAUACUUCAAGAGCUUCAACUGCCUUCUUCUUGCAUCGGUUUGGUACAAAAUAUUGAAACCCAUUGACACAGUCAACAGAGUUUUACAGAACCGUGGUGAAACCUUAGAUGUAGCGUCAAAGAAUCUAAGUCAAUUGAUAGAAGAUUUGAAAGUUUUGCGGAAUGAUGGUUGGGAUAAAAUCUUCAAUGAAGUUUUGGUCGUUGCUGAAAACAUAGGAUGGCCGCAGCAACUUGAAGAGGAAGAGAAAAGAAGUAGGAAACGUAAAAGAGCAGCUGACGAGGACGAUGAGGUGUGUGAUGACAAUACGGAACAUGAACUUCAUGCAAAGACCACUUUUAAGAACAAAGUUUUUAAUGUCAUUUUGGACAGUGUCAUUGGGGACAUGACAGUGCGUUUUAAGUCAGUCAGUGAUUUGUGUAGAAACUUUUCUGUUUUGUGGUCAUUCAAAGAAAUGCAAGAUGACCUGAUCGAAACUAAAUCUGCUGAACUAGUACAAUGA